Molecule: messenger RNA, 765 nt
Organism: Aspergillus tubingensis
Lineage: Eukaryota; Fungi; Ascomycota; Eurotiomycetes; Eurotiales; Aspergillaceae
Product: putative nucleoside-diphosphate-sugar epimerases
Exons: 2
Coding region: 1-765 (254 amino acids)
Source: RefSeq, a predicted model, not a curated record
AUGCACCUUAUUCUUACAGGUGCAACGGGCUUGGUGGGCUCUUCGGUCCUCGAUGCCAUGCUAAGAAGUGCGGAGGUUGCCAAGAUCACUAUCCUUAGUCGCAGGCCUGUGCGAAUGGCGGAGGAUGUGAAAGAUCCGCGAAUCCAAGUCUUAAUUCAUGAGAAUUUCCAACAUUAUGAGCCAGAGUUACUCCAGAAGUUGAAAGAUGCAGAUGGAUGCGUCUGGGCUUUAGGAACGAGCACAACAAAUGUCACAGAGGAUCAGUAUGUGAAGAUUACCAAGGACUAUGCCCUCUCUGCGGCGAAAGCCUUUUCCACCCUCAAGUCCUCGAAGCCACCGUUUCGGUUCAUCUAUGUCUCCGGUGAAGGAGCUACACAGUCUCCUGGGCUAUUUUCUCCGCUAUUUGCCAGAGUAAAGGGCGAGACUGAGAAACUACUCAGUGACCUGUCAACCACGAACCCACUACUUCGUGUCGAUAGCGUUAGACCAGGCUUUGUUGACGCGGCAGCGCAUGGUACCGUUCAAUCGUAUGUUCCUAACCAUGCAGUCAGUGGACUUGGUGCAAGGAUUGGAAUCGCUUUGGCAGGGCCUCCGAUACGGCAUAUUUUUACCGGGAUGCACUGUCCAACCGAGCAUCUAGGCAAAUUUCUAACGGAUAUGGCUAUGGGCAAGGUAGACGGGAAACUCGAGGGCACGGGAGUAUCCAAACUAGGCAGUGGCUGGGUAGUGCAGAACAUAGGUUUCCGACGGAUAUCAGGACUAUGA